AUGGUCUUAUUCUGUUUUCUGUGUUCUGACUCCGGUCCUCCUGACUUCACUGACGAAGAGUGGCUGGACAUGCUUAAUGGGAUACGACAGAGAGUUUACCGUAAACAGAAGAUGUACGGUAAAAAGAAUCCUGUAACAAGUGAGGAAGCACAGGAGAUUCUGGACAGACUGAAGUCACGUGAUUACCUUUGGGAAGAUCAGGACAAGAUAACGAAGGACACAAGGGAUGAGACAAUGUAUAGGAUAGCAUCAAUGUACCGUGAUAUACCAUUCAUUUACAGUAGUUAUAACACAGCCAGUGUGUACCUGAGAUCACAGGGAUACAACAGAAAACCUGAAGAGAAAUGUGUCAGGAGUGACAUUAGUUAUAACACAGCUAGGGUGUACCUGAGAUCACAGAGAUACAACAGAGAACCUGGAGAGAGGUGCGUCACUAGUCUUUUUUACCGUGAUGACUUACUGAUACUCCGUCUACAGAUGAACAUACUGACUCAUGUCACCAUGGAGGACAUGAGAAUAUAUGAGCUCUUAGUCCGGUUUUUAAACAUACCGUACAACGAAAUAAUAAGAACUCUAAGUGAACGGACGCAGUUAUUGAUAACCUUAAAAGAACAAGGAGAGGCUGUACAUUACAGAGGAAGAUCACAUGACAGUGUAGAUCACUUGACGUGGCUCUGGAGAGACCGGAGACCUGACAUCGUGAGAUCCUGUAUAGGUCUACAUCCACACAACGACAUUUACAUCAUCGACAACAAAGCUUACAGAAAACCAAGCGAACAUCAUAAAUAUUCUGAAGUUGACAGAAGUAUUCUUUACAGUUUACUCUUGUGUGACAAGUACACGAGUGCUGCAAAUGAGAUGGCGUUCAAGUCAAUAUUAAUAAAGGUACGAGAAAGGUAUUUUCAAAGGAUUUCUCCGUCUGAUGAUGUUGAUGUGACAUCCCUUCAAGAUGAUGUUAUGGAAACCCAGAAUGGUGAGGUAACGUUUAUAUCAGACGACAUCCGACAUGACGUCAUGUACGCCUUAGUUACGGAGUGUCUGGAGAAGGACAGCGAUCUGGAGUUUUUCCUGACCACGGCGUCACGUGACGUGAUAUCAGAAUACUGCCGGUCGUGGGCGUAUAAGAGGAGUGAGGGAGAGAGAUGUCUGUAUAUACCGGACAGACCGGAGAAGAUGUGUGACCUCUUCAUAAACAAACUACAGCUUGACAUCAUCACACACUGUACCGUGUCUGACUGGGAGAUUCAUGGCAGGAUCAGUAAACGUUGGAAAGUCCCAGGAGAAAUAUUGAGGUGGGACCAGAAAGCCAGAGAGCGGUACGUUCAGUACGCCGAGAGAGGAGGAGUACAGGAAGUCCAUCACGCCCGGGGGAUGAUUGUAGGGUGUGCUGGGGCUGGGAAAACGACGCUACUGAAUCGACUACUCAAGCGAAGUAAGAAGGAAAUAGAAAAGUUAAAAUCAACGAAAGGACUUGAGGUUCACGAGGAAAAAUUUGAAAUUCGUGAAAAGCGAGGAAGAUUAAUAAAAGGAAAAAAUGACUAA
Molecule: messenger RNA, 1542 nt
Organism: Saccostrea cuccullata (small rock oyster)
Lineage: Eukaryota; Metazoa; Mollusca; Bivalvia; Ostreida; Ostreidae
Exons: 5
Coding region: 1-1542 (513 amino acids)
Source: RefSeq, a predicted model, not a curated record